UUCAAGUAUCAAAUACAUAUAGAUACACAAAUUAAAUCAAUAUUAUUUUGUUCCUCUAUACAACCCUAAUAUCGAUUCAAACAAUCCUAAUUAUCUUUCUUUAAUGGCCAUUCUUCCAUUGCUGGUUCUAAAUCUCCUGCCUUAAUUUUUUUAAAAAAGGUGGAUUAAUAAACCAGCAAUGGAAGAGCCACAAUCAACACCACCACCACCUACUCUGCCCACAACUCCCUUAUCCCUCGUCAAGCCUUCCUCAAAAAAUGAUAAAAAAUGCCCCGUAAAAAUAGUUAGAGCCUUUCAAAAUGUGAUCCGGUCCUUCCCAAUUAUUAUGCCCGUAUGUAAACUCCCUUCUCUUCCCGGUGGCUGUUUACCCGAAAUAAAAAUUGGUGUGUCUGGCACAUUAUUCGGAUACCGAAAAGGCCGUGUCAGCCUUUCGAUUCAGGAAAACCCAGGAACUCUGCCUACCUUGGUCAUCGACCUAUCCAUGCAAACCAACACAUUACAAAAGGAAAUGAACCUUGGAAUGGUGCGCAUCACGUUGGAAUGCGAAAAAAGACCUGAUAGUAACACGAAGCUUCUAGAGGAGCCAUGUUGGACUAUGUUCGUAAAUGGGAAGAAAAGUGGCUAUUGUGCGAAAAGAGAUGCCACGGAGGAAGAUCUCUAUCUCAUGGAAGUACUUAAGGCGGUGUCUAUGGGAGCAGGCGUCCUGCCCCCAAAAUCCGACGUGGAAGGACACGCGGAUGAUGAGAUGUCGUACAUGAGGGCACAUUUUGAAAGAGUAGUGGGAUCAAAGGACUCAGAAACCUUAUAUAUGUUGAGCCCAGUUAUUAAAAGUGAACCUGAAUUGAGUAUUUUCUUUGUGAGGAUAUGAAUAUAUUUUCUCAGAUAAAGGGUUAUAUUUUGUAAAUUGAUUUGCUAGUGUUGUAGAUAUCAAUUUGUAUCUUUGUAGGUAGAGGAAUUGAAGAAUUUGGUGUACAGGGUUAAAGCAUUGAAAGGUUCUUAGGAUUAUCCAUUGUUUUUUUCAAAUUUCCUGUAUUGGUUUCUUGAUCAGUACUUAAUUCAUUCAAAGUUUUGAUGAUUUUUGUUUAUUGGGAAUCUAUGAACGCUAAAUUGUUAGUUCUUCCUUUUA
Capsicum annuum is the source of this 1126-nucleotide messenger RNA. Its product is annotated as protein MIZU-KUSSEI 1-like. The record is from RefSeq and is a predicted model, not a curated record. The coding region runs from base 179 to 868 and encodes 229 amino acids. The transcript has a single exon. NCBI's taxonomy places the organism in Eukaryota, Viridiplantae, Streptophyta, Magnoliopsida, Solanales, Solanaceae. Gene Ontology annotation, biological process: hydrotropism.